AUGUCAAAGGGCCUUCCAAGACCUGAAGGACUAUCUCACUACUGCCCCAUUAUUAAGUCCGUCCGUGCAAGGAGAAGAAUUGUACCUAUACUUAGCGGUGUCCCCACACGCUCUUCUAGGAAGUUAAGACAUUACUUCCAAGUUCAUAUCAUCAAUGUCAUGAUGGACCAUCCGCUUAAGAAGGCUCAAGCCUUAGCAGAUUUCAUCGCAGAGUUCACUCCGAGUCACGAGGAUCUUGGGGAAGGAGAGUACAAUAACAAAUGGGUCGUCCAUGUAAACGGAUCGUCUACAUUGUAUGCUGGAGGAAUCAGAGUUGUUUUGCAAUCGCCAGAAGGAGAAAAAUUAAAGUACAAGGCCUGUUUGCAAUUCCAGACUACUAAUAAUGAAGUGGAGUAUGAAGCCCUUUUAAAGGGGUUGGAGUUGGCCAAGUCUGUAGAAGCAGACUCAGUACUUGUCUUGGGAGACUUUCAAUUGGUCAUAGGCCAAGUAAAUGGGACAUGCGAAGCCAAGGAAGACAGAAUGAAGAAAUAUCUAAGGAAGGUAGUACGCCUUGUAAAGAAAUUCAAAAAAGCUGAUUUUAUUCAAAUCCCAAGGGAAAAGAAUGUGGAAGCAGAUAUUCUAGCGAAGGAAGCGUCUGCGAAUGAAGCGUUGGACAAGUUGGAUGAAGUACACUACAUGCCAAGUAUAGACCUUCCAGAAAUGCUGCAGAUAGAGGGUGACGGAAAUUGGAUGACCCCAAUAGUGUCAUACUUGAAGGACGGAAGGCUUCUAGAAGAGAAGGACGAAGCGAGGAAGCUCAGGGUCAAAUCAGCCAGGUACGUACUUAUGGACGAAGUGUUAUACAAAAGAGGUUUUUCCCAGCCUCUCUUAAGAUGUUUGGCUCCAGACGAGGCAAACUACAUGUUGAGGGAGGUUUAUGAAGGAGCAUGUGGAAACCAUUCGGGAGCCAGAUCACUCGUCCAUAAAGUCAUCUGUAGCGGAUUAUAUUGGCUAACCAUCCAAGCUGAUGCUAAGGCUUAUGUCAAAGUAUGUGAUCAAUGUCAACGCUUCAGCAACAUUCCCAGACAGCCAGCAGAGUAUCUCACGCCAAUGAUGGCCCCUUGGCCUUUCGCGUAA
Messenger RNA from Quercus robur (English oak), 1116 nucleotides. RefSeq lists its product as uncharacterized. The transcript is spliced from 3 exons. Lineage: Eukaryota; Viridiplantae; Streptophyta; Magnoliopsida; Fagales; Fagaceae. The record is from RefSeq and is a predicted model, not a curated record. Bases 1 to 1116 code for a protein of 371 amino acids. Gene Ontology annotation, molecular function: RNA-DNA hybrid ribonuclease activity; nucleic acid binding.